This is a messenger RNA of Tribolium castaneum (red flour beetle), 1789 nucleotides long. RefSeq names its product eukaryotic translation initiation factor 3 subunit l (gene eIF3l). The coding region runs from base 85 to 1737 and encodes 550 amino acids. Gene Ontology annotation, cellular component: cytoplasm; eukaryotic translation initiation factor 3 complex. NCBI's taxonomy places the organism in Eukaryota, Metazoa, Arthropoda, Insecta, Coleoptera, Tenebrionidae. Gene Ontology annotation, molecular function: translation initiation factor activity. The transcript has 4 exons. The record is from RefSeq and is a predicted model, not a curated record. Gene Ontology annotation, biological process: translational initiation.
CCUGUAAUUUGUAAUUGUCAAACGUCAACUGGCUUCGAGGUUAAGUGCAAGACCAUUUGCUCGCUAUAGUGGCGUAGGCAUAUAAUGAGUAAAUUCAAAAUGUUUUCCGACGAUUAUGAGCAAGGUUAUGAAUACAACAGCUAUGAUGAGUAUGGGGCUCACACAGGAGACCCCAACUUGGACAACGAGUACAAUAAACAGCACCUAAAGAUGCCGGAAAUAGUCAAAAACUUCCUAAUCUAUUUCCGCAAUUGCGUGAAUGAGGGUUUAAUCUUUGAGUUGCAAACUUUGUAUGAAACUUCGUGGCCAAAACUAACCGAAGAUUAUUUCGAGAAACGCCCCUGGCCAGAAGAGUCAGAAGUGUCAGCGCUAGUCGACAGUGAUCCCGUGUUCAUGAUCCUGUACAAAGAGCUCUACUUCCGCCACAUUUACGCGCGCAUUCAAGGGGGCCCAACCCUCGAGCAGCGCUUCAAUUCGUUCUACAAUUACUGCGACCUCUUCAACUACAUCCUAAGCGCUGACGAACCGGUGCCUCUAGAACUCCCCGACUUGUGGCUAUGGGAAUUAAUCGACGAAUUCGUCUACCAAUUCCAAUCAUUCGCCCAAUACCGGGCCCGCCUUCAGAAGAAAACCGCCCAAGAACUGGAGACUCUAAACUCGCACAAUAAAGUGUGGAACGUACUUUGCGUUCUGAACGUGUUGCAUUCUCUGGUCGACAAGAGCAACAUCAAGCAACAACUGGAGGUUUGCGCCAGUGGGGGCGACCCCGAUUCGGUGGCCGGCGAGUUCGGGAGUCACUCGCUCUACAAAAUGUUGGGCUAUUUUUCCCUGAUUGGGCUUCUGAGGCUUCACUCUCUGCUCGGGGACUACUACCAGUCGAUCAAAGUGCUGGAAAACAUUGAGCUGCAUAAGAAGUCGCAGUAUGCGCACAUCCCGGCUUGCUUGAUCUCAACGUCGUACUAUGUGGGGUUUGGGUACAUGAUGAUGAGGCGCUAUUCUGACGCAAUUCGCACGUUUUCGUCCAUUCUCUUGUACAUUCAGAGAACCAAGCAAUUGUUUGCUUCUAAAAGUUAUCAGCACGACCAGAUUAACAAGCAAACGGAUCAGAUGUACCACUUGUUGGCCAUUUGCUUGGUUUUGCACCCGCAGUGUAUCGACGAAUCGAUCCAGCAAACUCUGAGAGAGAAAAGCUACCAUGAGAAAAUGUACAAGAUGCAGUAUGGGGACCUCCAGGAGUUUGAAAAUUGUUUCGUUUUCGCUUGUCCUAAGUUUCUUUCGCCGUGUCCUCCGCCGGUGGAUUCCAUCCCUGAUGAUUAUUCGAAGGAGGCGAUCCGCCACCAAACUCAAGUUUUUAUGGACGAGGUCCAGCAACAAAAAAUGUUGCCAACGAUUAGAAGUUACUUGAAGUUGUACACCACUUUGCCCAUUGCCAAGUUGGCGACUUUCAUGGCGCAGAAUAAGAACAGUGAAGGGAAGUUUGAUGUUGAUAAGGAGACGCAGAAUCUUUUGAUUCAUUUGUUGUGCUUCAAGCACAAAAUGAAGAAUGUGGUGUGGUCGAAGGGCUCGUCGGGGCUGGAAGGGAAGCUGGAGAGUGGCUCAGAGCUGGAUUUCUACAUCGAUAAUGAUAUGAUUCAUAUCGCCGACACGAAAGUGGCGCACAGAUACGGCGAUUUCUUUAUAAGGAAAAUUCUCAAGUUUGAGGAUUUGAACAGGAAGCUUCACAAUCUUAAAUUCUAAUGUAGAAUUCGGUGUAAUUUUUGCACUCAACGAAUAAAAUUGCUUAAAAUAA